CUCUGUCAAAACAGUUGGCGCCAUUCGUUUGACCAAGCCCCGCCAACAUGCAACUUAGGCUAAGUCUGCUGCUGCUAUGCGUUCUGCCCACGGUGGUGUUCACGUGGAAGCAGGGCUGCAUCUCCAAGCCCGUCGGCUUCGGCUACAGGACGACUGGAGGCGCAGGAGGAAAGACCGUAACGCCUAGGAACACGAACGAGCUGAAGAACUACCUGGCCAGCAACCAGAAGCUCAUCAUCAAUCUGGACCGCACAUACGACUUCACUAAUAGUGAAGGAUGGGCGACCACCACUGGGUGCUACUUUCAGAAGUGCGGCAGCGGGUUCCAGGAAUCCCUGGCACACGCCGGCACGUGCAACGGCAAGAAGUCAACUACCGUCAAGUACGCCAAGGCCGGCACGACUGAGUUACUAGUCGGCUCCAACAAGUCGAUCGUCAGCUACAACGGUAAAGGCGCCAUCAAGGGAAAGGGUUUGCGCAUCAAGGACGCGCAAAACGUCAUCAUCCAGGGUAUAACCAUCAGCGACAUCAAUCCGGAAGUUAUUUGGGCUGGGGACGCCCUCGCGUUCGACAACGUGAAGAACGUGUGGAUCCACAAAUGUACCUUCAAGAGGAUCGGACGCCAACAUCUCGUGUCCUACCAGAAGAGCAACACGGGCAUCACCGUUUCAUCGUGCUUGUUCGACGGCACGUCUAGUAACGCAGCAUUCUGUGACGGCAAGCACUACUGGGUGUGGCUGUUCUGGGGCACUCACGACGAGAUCACCCUCUUCAACAACCGCGUGGUGAACACAGCCGGCAGGACACCCCACACCGGUGGCUGGAGCAAAUCCUGGAACUUUGUCCACCUUAUCGGAAAUGAGUUCGACACAAACCCACACACUGGCAUUGAACCAAAGCUCGGAGCAAACAUUCUUGCUGAGGGCAACUACUUCAUCAAGUUCGCCAACCCGUACGAUCCGUUCAACUCAAAGGGUGGUCACUUGGCACUUAUCAACGAUGGCAAUCAGGCCGCUAAGUGCAAGAAGUACUUCGGACAGAACUGCAAGAUUAAUAAGUACUCCGGGUGCGUUGUCAAGACAUGGUUCGAUGAGAGCGUUCUAAGUCAAUUCAGCAAGCUGGACAGGAACGCCAUUAAUGGCGCUAGGAACGCUGAGUGCGAAGUGUAAAAUACGAUCUAGCAUAUUGUCAAAAUGAAAGAACUUAAUGCAUAGAAAUACAGGGUGGCACGUUUGUGCCGGCUGUUCUGUUGCCUUUAUUAUACAGCAUGCGGACGGUGCAUAGUCGCAAAGGGGCCUGAAGGCGCCUGGUGAGCGACGAUGGGCAAGCCCGCCCGCACGCCUUGCAUGCGAUGCGGUACAGUAUCCGAGCAAAAAAAAAAAAAAAAAAAAAAACAGGCGACGUAAACGCGCCAUACCCUGUGGAAACAAUCUCAACCACCUCUCCUGAAAACCACGCUCUAAAAAUUGCAACCUCGAACUAAAUUAAAUCAUUGUAACAAGGCAAUUCACCCAAAAAUAUCACCGAAAUAAAAACACAAGCAAUA
Frankliniella occidentalis (western flower thrips) is the source of this 1546-nucleotide messenger RNA. RefSeq lists its product as uncharacterized. The transcript is spliced from 5 exons. The record is from RefSeq and is a predicted model, not a curated record. NCBI's taxonomy places the organism in Eukaryota, Metazoa, Arthropoda, Insecta, Thysanoptera, Thripidae. Gene Ontology annotation, molecular function: pectate lyase activity. Bases 48 to 1169 code for a protein of 373 amino acids.